This is a messenger RNA of Doryrhamphus excisus (bluestripe pipefish), 4812 nucleotides long. The record is from RefSeq and is a predicted model, not a curated record. NCBI's taxonomy places the organism in Eukaryota, Metazoa, Chordata, Actinopteri, Syngnathiformes, Syngnathidae.
UGACAUUGAAGUAUUUUUCCACCGUACAGUUCUCAUAGCGUUAAUUAGCGGUGGGAGGUGGUACUGCAAGGCGCUGUAGCCUUUAAACGGGUUCAUUCAAUGCAUUUAAUUAGAAGUGAAAGUGAAGCGAUUAAGCUAGGUAAACUGUUUAGCAAUUAGCAUUUCUUAGCAUCUCGGUUGUCAGGUGGAGAACUCCACAUCACGUCACUGAGAUUUAUUGGUGAUAACGGUUUAGCCACCGCCAUAAUAAGUUACCCAGAAGUUGUCCAGCUAAAAAAAAAAAAGUGUAGCCAUACCUCUCAAAAGUCUGAAUUGUGUAGCUUAUAAGCGGUCGGCUCAGUAACAGGCAAAACUGUUUGGGCGUUUGCAACCCGGUCCUCUCUCCGCUGCCACCGGCAGGAAGAACCACACACACCGGGAAGUCAACAUCGCCUUUGGCCGGCACGAGGCCGCUGUUCCCGGACUGACUGGUUGGGAAAGUCCCUGGAUGCGUGGGCCCGCCUGCUUCAUCACUCGAUAUGUUCCUGCAGCUCAUCUCCAUCAGCUCCUGGAUGGGCUGUCCUCGCACGCCAUUCGUAAUAAUCCCCCUUUAAUAGAAGAGGCGGCUGGGGCCAUCCGACCUCUUGUUUCCACGGUGAUCGCCACAACAUCAGAGGGCUACCUGGACCACGCCCUGGAGCGAGCCAAGUACAGAGCCAGCGAGAUGCCUCAGGGCUUCACGUAUGACGUCAUCCAUCGAGCCUAUCAGAGGGCACGCCCACUCUGCUGUGGUUGGUGACACUGCCGAGGGCAUAGAAAAACACUUCCUGUUUGUGCCGCCAACUGACUGGUCCACCUCUAGGAGGCGCUGCAAUGGACCCCCCCUUUGGUUGAUGAUCAUCCCAAGAUCGGCAGCGAACCAACACUCCUGAUGGCUCGCAACCAGUCCAGGGUGGACCCCGCCUCUCCGCCAGUCAUUACCACUACCACACGAGGCCCUCAUGGGGGAUAACCCUUGCAACAUCUCCACAUACCCGGCUGCUGUUUCACGCCCCUGCACAACCUGAAGCUCCAUUGUUCCAUUGAAGGAUCAUGACGCCCCCCCCCAGCCCUCCACUGUGCCAAGUGGAAAACAUCUCAGGACAGUCUGCCUUUGGGGAUGCCACAGGUGACAAAGAUGAGGUAUGGGGGGCACCACCUCAUCUUUCACAUCAUGCCACUUCUGGCUCCGCCCACCAGCCCCUUUUUCCGAAAGGCAGAGAAAAAGAUGGCCACCUGAGUUCAAGUCCAAGGAAAAAUGCCCAGCGAUUGUUUUUCCCGAUUGUGAGCUGUUUUAAGGGUGCAGAUUUAUUGCGGCGUUCCGUGUCAGGAGGGCGAUCGUAUGUAUGCGGUCAGCAGUGACCCAGCCUCCCUCUCACGUUACACCCUAUUUAUAACGUCCCCUCCGCCGGCUCCCCUCGUUCUGCUGCAGCUCCUCGGGACCUCCUCCUCCUCCUCCUGCUCCCAGUUUCCAAACCUCCAAGCUGCCUUCUGACAACUGAGAGGCUCGGCCGGCCUCCGUGUUUAUCCCGCUCCAGCCUGGCAACCAAGCGGAUUACCACAGGAAGGACCCCCCCCUCCCCCUCUCGGACUUUUCUUCCUUUUUUUUGCAACAGCGGGGAAAAGUUCUGUGGAAGCUUCUUGGAUAUGUGCUGCUCAUCUUUUUCCCUUUAGCUUGCUUUAGCAGCUCCUGACCUUCCACCUUCCUCCUUGCCAUGGAUCACACACUGUUUGGCUGCCUGCGUAGCCCCCACGCCCCCACACAGGGCCUGCACCCCGCCGCCUUUGCCCCGUCCCCCCUCACCCUGCACGGACGCUCGGACCACAUCUCCUACCCGGACCUGGCCUCCUCUUCGUCGUCCUCCUCUCCUUCCUCCACGUCCUCGCCGUCCACUUGCAUUAUCUCCAGCUACGUUUCCGAAGACGGCCUCUACCCCGGGAACCACCACCACCAGCACCAGCACCAGCACCAGCACCCCCACCACCAUCACCCCGCUGCCCAUCGUGGCCACGUGCAGCAGCAUCAUCACCCCCCCGCCCAGCACCACGCUGCCUGGCAUGUCCCCCAGAUGCCCUCGGCCGGCGGGGGUGCACGGCCCAACCUCUGCCACCCACACGCUCACCUGUCCCACGACAACGGGCCGCCCCCACCGGACCUGGGACACCCAGGAGGGCCCGCUUUGUGCGCCACCACCCCCAGCCUGGGUGGCAGCAGCACCCCCACGGGGGCCUCCUGCGCACCCGCCGAGUUUGGAAGGCCGACGCCAUCGCCCGCUGAGGCUGAGAAGAGGAACGGGAAAAGGAAAAGUGACAGCUCAGAAUCCCAGGACGGGAGUUACAAGUCGGAUCUGAGCAGCAAGCCCAGGAAGGAGAGGACGGCCUUCACCAAGGAGCAGAUCCGGGAGCUGGAGGCCGAGUUCGCCCACCACAACUACCUAACCCGACUGAGGCGAUACGAGAUCGCCGUCAACCUCGACCUCACAGAGAGACAAGUAAAGGUGUGGUUCCAGAACCGGAGGAUGAAGUGGAAGCGCGUGAAGGGCGGUCAGCAGGGUGCGGCGGCCCGGGAGAAAGAACUGGUGAACGUGAAAAAGGGGACACUGCUGCCGUCCGAAUUCUCCGGCAUGGCGGCUUUGCACCACUCCACGGACUCUCUGGCCAAUGACGACAGUCAUGACAGCGACCAGAGCUCGGAGCACGCUCACUUAUGAUCCUGUUUUGCAACAUCGUCGUACAACGAUGCUAAAUAAGUGUAGGAGAUAAUAUCCUGACGCCACAGUAGGAAUAUUAUAAAGGUGAGAUUUUGGCUACUCUGACUAAAGCAGUACAAGUACAAGUGUAAACAUUCCAUGUUUGAUUUGCACUGCCUCCGACACACGGAUCGCACGUCACCCAGUCCGCCCUGCAAUGCCGUUCUUCCUGCAAAUAAGACCUUUUUCGGAAUUUUGUAGCAUGACUUUUGAGGUCUGCUGACUGAAGCGUCCCAUUCAAGACAUUUUCACGAUGAAAAUCCAUCAUCGCCCCGCGACAAUUGAUUUGGUCUGCGCUCACUGAGGUUCUGUGUUCUAUCUUCAGCUUGACAAGCUUCUAUCCCGGGACAUCCUGCAAAGUCUGCUAUGGAUCUGAUACCAAGUAAAUAUCCGGUAUGGCCGGUACUGGUACCCGUUUUUUUUUUUUUGCUUUUAAUUUGUUAUCAUGAUUCCAAUCUUACAUACAAAUUCAUUUGAACGAUUUAACAAUACAGUCAAUUCACCUUUCACCCACAUUUUUUGUACAAUUUUGUAUGAAACUACACUUUUCCACAGUUUUGACACAGUUUUCAACUGAAAUUGUUUUAGUUUUUUUUUUUUUGCAGUAUUACACAUUAGAAACUACAGUUUGAAAAAUUUACACUGAAAAAGUUCCAUCCGUUCCUCAUUUCUCGAUACUAGACUUAUUCUCCAUAAAAUGUAUUCCAUGUAAAUGUAUUUCAUUCCAAAAACAUGCUAGGUUAAUUAGCCACUCCAAAUUGUCCAUAGGUAUGAAUGUGAGUGUGAAUGGUUGUUUGUCUAUAUGUGCCCUGUGAUUGGCUGGCCCCCAGUCCAGGGUGGACCCCGCCUCUCGCACGGAAGUCAGAUGGGAUAGGCUCCAGCACGCCUGCGACCCUCGUGAGGAUAAAUGAAUGAAUGAAAAUUGGAUAAUCUCAAAUCUCUGAUAUUGUGUCGGGGGAUUUCAGACUGCGGCCCAGCACGUCUAUGUGGUCACAACAGUCUUUGCUGUUAUGCUAACAAGUAUGCUAGCAAGUAGCAGGAGUGAUGUCAACCAAGCGGCAGUAAAAAGACAUUGCAAUGAAUGUGAGUGUGAAUGGUUGUUUGUCUAUAUGUGCCCUGGGAUUGGCUGGCCCCCAGUCCAGGGUGGACCCCGCCUCUCUCCCGAAGACAGCUGGGAUAGGCUCCAGCAUACCCACGAGACCCUAAUGAGGAUAAGUGGGAUCGAAAAAUGGAUGGACGAUUGGAUUUUUGGGCGUCCGGAACAAAGGAAUUGGGUUUCCAUGAUUUUCUACGGAGAAAAAAAACUGCUUGGGUUUUUUUUGUACAUCUCGGUUUUCGCCUGCCCGUUUGGAUCAAAGUAAUAACAAAAACCGAGGUGACACUGUAUUUAAUACAACAAUAUAACACAAUGUACCAAGCUCAACACUCAUUACAUACUAUUGUUUGAGCAAAAUAAAAAAAAAACUACUAAUGUUUCUCAUUUUUCCAUAUUGUACAACAAUAUGAACGACACAACAACAAAGCAUAAAAAAUUAAUUGUGAAAAUAAACACAAGAGAACUGAACAACAACCAUCUCAAUACCCUAGUAUCCAUCUGAUACUGAUAUUAAUACUACACAUAGUAGUAUACCUGGGGAUAUUCUAAAAAUGUAAUUAAUUCCAUAUUAAGAUAUUUUAUGACACUAACUAGCCUCGUCAGCUAAGAUGUUUUAUUCCGAUAGUUUAGACCAUGGGUGUCCAGACUCUUUCCAGCCAGGUCCACAUACUGAGUAAAAAAAAUAGUACUAUAAUUACUUUAUGCCCAUAUUUGGACUCCUUCUCAACAACUUUUUCUCCAACCUAAUUUUCCCAAAAGCAACAACUCUGUUUUUCUCAUAUUAUGACUUGUAAAAAUUUUUAAUAUUUUCAACUAAAAUGACCUUUUCUUUCCUGCUUGUAUUGCCAGUUUAUUCUUCUAAAAUGGAUAAAAUCAUGUUUUCUUGUUGCAGUGUUACUUUGUUAAUAUUUUGACAUUAUUCUUUAUUAUUAUAAAAUGACAGCUGUU